This is a messenger RNA of Daphnia pulex (common water flea), 1334 nucleotides long. Its product is annotated as beta-1,3-glucan-binding protein-like. Gene Ontology annotation, biological process: carbohydrate metabolic process. The record is from RefSeq and is a predicted model, not a curated record. The transcript is spliced from 6 exons. Lineage: Eukaryota; Metazoa; Arthropoda; Branchiopoda; Diplostraca; Daphniidae. The coding region runs from base 83 to 1210 and encodes 375 amino acids. Gene Ontology annotation, molecular function: hydrolase activity, hydrolyzing O-glycosyl compounds.
UAACAAGGCUCCUUGUUUGUGUAUAAAAGUUAGUUGAAAAUUAUCUGUUGCCCUGUACACAUUCUGUGUAAUAGUCACUAGAAUGGCAAGUUCUCAGCGCUUCUUGUCGGCACCAACUUCUUCUGAACAUGUCCUAAUAAAGACUUCAAUUGUUUUCAUUAUUUCAAUGCUAAUUCCAAAUGUAAUCGCUGUACCCAAACUAAUUUUCGAAGAUAAUUUUGACACACUGAACAGGUCCACCUGGCAACAUCUAAUAACUUCAUGGCGCGGUGGCCAGAGUCAAUUCCAAUACUACACUAACCGCACGGAAAACAGUUAUGUUAAAAAUGGAAUAUUACAUAUUGUCCCUACUUUCACGUCCACCCGUUUUGGAGAGUCUUUCUUGUACAACGGUACACUCAAUUUGACCGCCGAAGGAUGUAAUUUUAUUGGUCCGGAAAACCUUUCCAGCAGCUGUGUCAGGAAAGGAGGACUCAACGGUGACAUCAUUAAUCCAAUCCAAUCAGCGAGAAUGAGGACCAUUAAUUCCUUCAGUUUCACUUACGGGACCGUCGAAAUUAGGGCAAAAUUGUCGCGCGGAGAUUGGCUGUGGCCAUCAUUGUGGCUUUUGCCGACCGAUAAUGUCUACGGAGAAUGGCCCCAAUCGGGAGAAAUCGAUAUGGUUGAAAUACGUGGCAACGAGAAAUACGUUUGCGAUGGAAUGCAAAGUGGUAAUAAACGGGCUAAUUCUACAUUGCAUUGGGGCGCGAGCGUUACGCAAGAUAAGUACGCCAAAACUAGAUGGUCCAAAUUGCUGUCGAAUGGCUCAUUUGCUACUGAAUUUCACACCUACGGUUUAAGCUGGCUACCGACCGGAAUAUCCUUUCUUAUUAACGGCCAGGUAAUUGGGAACAUUACCCCGACUGCCGGUGGAUUCUGGAAACUGGGAGGUUCAAGCGGUACCAAUAUUUGGGCCAAUGGUACCAUCAUGGCUCCUUUUGACAAACGAUUCCACUUCAUUUUGAAAGUAGCGGCUGGUGGCGAUUAUUUUCCCGACCGUUGUUUCAAUUAUAACGACACAGAAGCGUUAGUUCCAAAGCCGUGGAGUACCAAUGCCACCGUGCAAAUGAAACCAUUUUGGGCUGCGAAAAAUCAGUGGUACCCAACUUGGACUCGCAAUCCUGAAGACAGUCACAUGUUGGUCGAUUACAUUCGCGUUUGGUCACUAUAAAUGAAGCCAUGAUUUGUCAUGCCAAUUGACAGUUUUUUUUUUUUUACUUUCUGGUGUUGGUACAUUUCUCCUUUCCUAUCUAUAUGGUACAGCAUACAAAUAAAAUGCAGUGUUUAUACACUCA